Sorghum bicolor (sorghum) is the source of this 692-nucleotide messenger RNA. RefSeq names its product heavy metal-associated isoprenylated plant protein 41. Gene Ontology annotation, cellular component: cytoplasm. Lineage: Eukaryota; Viridiplantae; Streptophyta; Magnoliopsida; Poales; Poaceae. Bases 1 to 636 code for a protein of 211 amino acids. The transcript has 3 exons. Gene Ontology annotation, biological process: rRNA base methylation. Gene Ontology annotation, molecular function: rRNA (uridine-N3-)-methyltransferase activity. The record is from RefSeq and is a predicted model, not a curated record.
AUGGAGAAGCCGACGGCAGGAGAGAAGAGGGUGAAGCAUUACUCCUCUGCUCAGAGCAUUUUGCUCGUCGGCGACGGGGAUUUCUCCUUCUCGCUGGCGCUGGCCACCGCGUUCGGUUCCGGCGCCAACCUCGUCGCCACGUCCCUGGACACCUAUGGGGCUCUGAAGAUCAAGUACCACCAUGCAGAGUCAAAUAUAAUGGAGCUGAAAAGAUUGGGGGCUAGGGUUUUGCAUGGCGUCGAUGUGAAAACAAUGAGGCUUCACACUGACCUGAAGAACAGACGCUUUGACCGAGUCGUCUUUAAUUUUCCUCAUGCAGGUUUCAGAGGAAGAGAGUAUGAGGUGCACAUGAUCAAUUCGCACAGGGAACUUGUUUCUAGUUUUUUCAGCAACGCGCGCCACCUGCUUGGGCGCCAUGGCGAAGUCCAUGUCAGCCAUAAGACAGGACACCCGUACGACAGCUGGGAUCUUGGGGGCCUAGCUUCCGAAUCCUCUCUUCUUCUGAUCGAGAAAGUUGGUUUUCACAAAGAAGACUAUCCUGGCUACCACCAAAAGAAAGGAGAUGGUGUAAAUUGUAACAAGCCAUUCAAACUAGAUCCUUGCUGUACGUUCAAGUUCCAAAUCUCAGAAGCAUGAAAUGUGUGCACGUUCAAGUUCCAGAGUCCAGGAGACCAGGAAUAAUUAUGUAUGUA